AUGGACAAAUUAAAGGAGCUGGAUGCCGAGACCUGGCAGGAAAAGGCUGACGAGUACUCGGCCAAGGUGAAAGAGAUGGAACAACAAGCUCUGGAGAAGGACAACCAGAUCCAAGCUCUGACCCGGAAGAACCAGGUUCUGGAGGAGGAGUUGGAGAAGGCCGAACAGGAGCUCAGCGAGCUCAAGAAGGUUGCUGGAGACGCUCACCAAUUGAAGGCCGCCAACGACAACUACACAAAGAAACACUCGAUGCUGGAGGAAGAGCUCGAAGCUGCCGACGCCAACCUGAAGGAGACCACUGCCAAGCUGAGGGAGACGGAUAUCCGUGCAGAAACCUUGGAGAAGAAGGUCACGUCUCUUGAAAGCGAGAAGGCCGACCUCGAGAACAAGUUUGAGGAGCUGGAGGCCAAGUACAAGGCUGCGCAGGAGGAGCUGGAGUCGAUCAGCGCGCAAUUGGAGGCCAUCUAA
Molecule: messenger RNA, 468 nt
Organism: Ogataea angusta
Lineage: Eukaryota; Fungi; Ascomycota; Pichiomycetes; Pichiales; Pichiaceae
Exons: 2
Coding region: 1-468 (155 amino acids)
Source: RefSeq, a predicted model, not a curated record